ACUUCCGAUCGAUCGUGAAUGAGGUGAUAAAGCCUUCAAAACUCCCCUAGCCUCAGGCUUUGACAUACUGGCUACCAUGUUUAGUUUGAAAAACGAGCGUGGUCUCCGAGGAAUCUUUUGAGUAUGCUGCUGGCUUACUGAAGUGUGAUCUGGAUGUCCUCGAGUUGAAGUCACUUGCUUUUGAUGAGACUCCAGCCAGACGAACAAAGCGGCGAUGGCUUCUAAAAUCGCCGGAAAUGAGAAAUUACUCUCAGGGCUCGAAUUGGAAGGGGAUGAGACAGACUCCUCACCACCGCCGCAAAAAGCAACGAGGAAACCAACAAAUCGGAUGUCUGCCAUCACCAGGGACAGGGUAAUAGCAGCAAGUCAAGCCACACCACCAUUGGAAGGUGACGAGGGUCUUCAUCGAGCAAAUAAACCAGGGCUUGGAUUCGGGUCGACCACCGCAAGUAGCCCCACUAAACCUGGUCUGAAUGCCAAUGGCAAACCCAAUUACGCGAGUUCCGCACGCGCUAAGACGUUUCCGCGCAACACAAAGCUAAUGAUCAAAUCACAUUCAGAAUCCAGCUACUUGGGAAGCAAGACAUCAAACCACUCAAAAGCGCGUGGAGGAAGAGGUGGAGGAGAAGCAACAACUAGAUCCGGUGUUGGCUCAAAGCCAAUUGGAUUCAGUGACUCAAGCUACAGAGGACGAAGUGCGUCCCUUCAACAGCAACAUGUUGGAAUCGUCCAGGGAACGUUCACGAGGAAGCCAGAAGUGAUCAGUUUGAGCAACAUGCCCAGAGAACUCGGCCUUGAAAAGAAGACCAGCAUCUCCUUCAGUGCCGUGGGGUUUAUGGUGGAGAGCAUGCACAGACUGCACAGCCACAUCACCGACAAGAAACCCGAUGUGGAACAAGCCGUGCUCAAGGAUGAUUUCAACUCCUUGGCUUUGCUCUGCAUGGAGGACGAGGCGGCUUGCAGUUGCGCCGCACUCAUCGCCAUCAAGGAGGACAAAAAGGAGAUGCUAGCCGAGAUUCUGGAUCUAUUCGACAACAACCACGACGAUCCGGAAUGUGAUAAUACCACUCAGACCAGAGUGAGGUCCAAACUCCAGAGGCAAGCCAGUGAGGGCAAUGGGCUCCUACAUAUCGCAGUGCAAAAACAGGCCUACAAAUGCGUCUCGCUUUUGUUGGAGAGCGGCUUUUCGCCCAAUUACUGGAACAACACCAAUCAGUUCACGCCACUUCAUUUCGCAGCCAUGAAUGGCGAUAUCCACACAUUGGAGCUCUUGACCGACAACAAUAGAACGUCUGAAUCAGGCAAUCUAAAUAUUGGCGAUGACCGAGAUGGCCAGUCUGUGUUACAUGUGGCUGUAAGAGCCAAUCAAUUGGAGACGGUUAAAUAUUUGCUCAAGAAAAAAGCCAACAAGACGGGGAAGGGAAAGUUUACCGAGACUCCACUGCACACCGCUGCCGAGCACAACUUUCAUGAAUGUGCCAGAAUUCUAUUGGAGGAAGGUGUCCUGGUGGAUGCUCUUCGAGGAGAAAAUGUCCGAGAAACAGCUCUACAUAUUGCUGCGGGAAACGGAUAUGUGGAGACAUCUGAACUGUUGCUGAAAGGGAACUCGGAUGCCAAUGCCAAAAACUCCCACAAGGAAACCCCACUUCACUUGGCGGCCAAGAUGCAUUCGGUUCCUGUAAUGCGGCUCUUAAUCGAACACGGGGCUGAUGUGGACAGUUUGGAUUGUGAAGGUCGACCUCCCCUUCACUUUGCCAUUAACUCGAAUCUAAAAGGUGCUACGGAGUGCAUGCAGCUUCUCUUGAAUCGAGGUGCCAACAUCAACCAAGGCGAUGUGAAUGGAACAACGGCCUUGCAUCUGGCAGCUCUUAAUCGGAAAAUUCGAAGAGUCAAGCUACUCAUUAAAGGUGGAGCAGAUCUGUGCUUGCGGAAUAAGGCAGGAAAAUCCGCUUUAUACUUUGUCAUGAAAUACGUGCCGAACACAUUGAAGACUAUUGAAGAACGCCUCGACAGCGGAAUGCAAAUCGGAAGACCUGAGCAGGAAUAUGAGACGUCAGUUAAAAUGGACUUCAACCUGCUCAUGCCCUCGGCGGGAAAUUAUUACAUUAGCGAAGUGGGGCUUUUCACGGAGAUUCUUCAAAUGCACAACAACGAUCCUGCUCGGCUAGAAAAGAUCUUCAUGCACCCACUUUCAUUGAGUUUUCUUCAUCUGAAGUGGCAGCAGAUCAAGUGGCUCUACUACAUUAUUAUUCUGAUAAGUCACAUGAUUUACUCGGUCACUUAUUCCGUGUACAUUGUGUCAGUGUACAAUGGUCUUUGUAAACCGAAAGAUUUCAUGGAUAUCCAAGCUCUAUCCUACACGGAACGGUGGUUUCGAGAAUCCAAAUGCGAUUUCCAUUCAGCAGAUCAUUUGGCCGCCGUUAACAGUGCCAGAGUGUCUUGGCUAUUGCUCAUCGUUUUCAACUUAAUUUAUGUGGCUCGUGAAACCACGAAAUUCAUACACCUCAAAGAUAUGUAUUUCAAGGAGUGGGAAUCGAUCCUCAAUUUGAUGACGAUUCUGUCCUUUCCAUUGAUCAGUUUUCAUUUCAACCCUUUUGGGUUUGGGACGGAAGAUCCUACAUUUAGUGCUUGGCAAUUCCAUGCCGCAGGAAUUGGUGUACUUACCACGUGGAUCUUGCAAAUGUUCCUCAUUGGGAAAGUUCCAAGAUUUGGCAAAUACGUGCAGAUGUUACUCAACGUGGGCUGGAGCUUCUUCAACUUUUUCGUUGCGUAUAUCUCUCUUAUUCUCGGUUUUGGCCUUUCCUUUGUGGUACUCUUCCCCAAAGAGAUCGCCUUCGUAGAAGCCUUGUCUGCGCCAAUCAAGGUUCUGGUCAUGAUGACUGGAGAGAUCGAAUACAAUGAUCUCUACUAUCCUCAACGUGACACAAUUUUCCUAAACAUCACUCAAACCAACAACUCGGAAACUCACGGAGUUGGGUACAUUGACGAUGAAGAUAUCCCGCAAUAUUUUCCAAUUACUGCCCACGCUAUCCUGACAAUAUUUAUCAUCGUGGUGGCCAUCGUGAUCAUGAACUUACUUUUCGGUAUGGCCGUGUCCGAUGUCCAAGAGUUGUAUAAGAAAUCCCGACUCCAUCAAUCCAUUCAGCAAGUUCACCUGAUCUCUUACAUGGAAAGCAUUCUCUUUUCUCCUCUUUUCUACAAGCUUCCUUCGUUCAUUCAAAAGUUCUUACGGAGAAAGCUCCAUGGACUGGAGGGCAAGUAUCGCAAUGUGUGGGAAUACGAACCGGAGUGCUAUAAAGGUCACAGAGCCCUUCCGUCUCAUUUGAAUAAAAGCAUCAAGGACAAAUGUGACGAACUGUCACAAAAGCGAGGGACUGACGCCUCCACCUUGAGGAACCUCAGUCAAACGAUUCGUCAACUAGAAUCUAAAUUGGACAACAUGCACGAGUUGUUGCAAAAACUCUCCCGCUCAGAUGGUUUCCCUUACUCGAAUGCGCCCACGUUGUCGAUGGACGAUGACGAAGACGAUGAAGGAGAUAGCCUCUCGGAUGACGAUCCCUCCAUUCAUAAAGAUCAGUGUUCUUUAAAUGACGAGUCAGAUUUCAUAGAUUCGUCUUCAACGAUACUCGCUUCGUCACCUAAUCAAGAUAAGAAUUCUAUUUCGUAUCGACUUUCCCAAAUCAACGAAGAAGAUCAGGCUAAACUGGAGGAUUCACCAAGAGCAUCCCGAACAUCGCGUCAAGUAGACCUUUAAGCAUCGAAAGUAGUUGAAAUGACUGAUCGAUCCAAUUAAGUCAUAAAAGAAACAAUGUUUACCCUCAAAAUCGCAAUUGUCAGAUUCAGAUUUAAAGACUCAUUCCAGCCAAUAAAUUCUUUUACAAGGAGCUA
Tigriopus californicus is the source of this 3888-nucleotide messenger RNA. Its product is annotated as transient receptor potential channel pyrexia-like. Gene Ontology annotation, biological process: transmembrane transport; monoatomic ion transport. Gene Ontology annotation, molecular function: monoatomic ion channel activity; protein binding. The transcript is spliced from 3 exons. Bases 215 to 3754 code for a protein of 1179 amino acids. The record is from RefSeq and is a predicted model, not a curated record. Gene Ontology annotation, cellular component: membrane. Lineage: Eukaryota; Metazoa; Arthropoda; Copepoda; Harpacticoida; Harpacticidae.